[Candida] anglica is the source of this 1713-nucleotide messenger RNA. The record is from the annotation of a GenBank genome assembly. Lineage: Eukaryota; Fungi; Ascomycota; Pichiomycetes; Serinales; Debaryomycetaceae.
UCCACCAUCUAACUACACCGCUAUAAUACUGCGGGCUGGGGAUAGACUAAUAAACAUCAAUUGUGUAUCUUCCUGUUUGUGACUCAGAAAUCUUUUUUCUUUCCACUAUAAAUCAAGCAAGAAAAAAAUUACAACACACUCAACUCACCACAUCCUUUUUACCCUGAGUAUCGUGGCCACACACUACCCACUUCUUUUUUUUUUUUUUUUAAAGCUUGGUAUCCAUAAUUACUUGAAGCAAAAAAAGUUGAAGACAGUGUUAUUCGUUUGAAUUUUACUUUCUAUAUUACAUACCAUUCAUUGAGUAAAGAUUUGAGUCAGUACAUUUAACCGUUCCCCUUUUGCUCCGUUUAAAUUAUAUUAUUAUUCUUAUUUGUCAUUAUUAGUACUGGGUAUUAUUCUCGGAGUAAGCUUUUUCUUGUGACAGAUUGAGAGAAAGAAAGAAAGAAAAGCAAAGAAAGUGUUCAGAAAGAAUAGGAAAGAAGAUUAAGGAAUCUAACUAAGGGCAAAUUUAAUUUAUAUCGUAUUUGCAUCCUCAACUAGAACAUCCGAAGUUAUCCGAUAUUGAGGUUUCUCAGAUACCCUUGAUUAGAAAUAUCCCAAUAAGAAAUUAAUAGAAAGUUAUGACUACAACUGUUCCAUUAAUAUACUCAUUUCCCGAGUUUCUUGGAGUAGCGGAAGCUGUGACAGAUCAUGUAAUCUCUGCUCAAAAUAUGACUUUGUAUAAUUCCUUGGAUCCUGUACAAAUAAAACUUGUCAAAGAGGAACUCUUCAGACAAAAGACACUUGCUUCAUCAAGCGCAAUAUCACUUGCCAAUGGGAGUGGUAAAAUAAAGAAGGAAAAGAAAAAGAAGCAAGAAGUUCGGUUUAAAAUUGCCAUUUCAGGAGGAUCUUUAAUUAAAAUCUUAAAUCAAGGCUUACUAUCUAGACAAGAAGAAAUUGAAUGGGAUAAAUGGGAUAUUUAUUUUGCAGAUGAAAGAUUGGUUAAAUUUGAUUCUCCAGACUCUAAUUAUGGACAAGCUAAGAAGCAGAUUUUCGAUCAAAUAACUGGUGAUAAAAAGCCAAAUGUUUAUCAUAUCGAUGAAUCAUUAAUUGAUGAUUCACAAGAAUGUGCUGAUGCAUAUGAAAAAGUUUUAAUUGAUAAUUUUGCCAAGAAGGAUUCUGUUAAAUUACCAAUGUUUGACCUACUUUUAUUAGGUUGUGCACCUGAUGGUCAUAUUGCUUCCCUUUUCCCAAAUCAAGGAGAAAUUUUAAGAGAAAAACUUGCAUGGUGUUUACCAGUUUCAAAUGCACCAGCUGGUCCAGAAAAUAGAAUAACAUUAUCCAUUCCAGUGAUUUGUCAUUCCCAUAGAGUUACCUUUGUGGUUGAAGGGUUAACAAAGGCACCAAUUAUGAGAACUAUUAUGGAAAGACCAGAGAAGGGAUUACCUUCAUCCAUUGUGAAUGAAGGUGCGGCCGGUAGAGUGACGUGGUUUGUAGAUGAUGAUGCAUUGAAUGAUUGUUAUGAUAUUACCAAGAAAAAGUAUAAAUUCUUAUCAAUUGAAGAUCCUAAAAACCAUUAAUAAGGGGCAAUCAAGCAAAUCUUACAACAUGUAUGUAUACAAGAGUUAUUUAUUGUAUCCUCUUCAGAGCGCUCACUCUCUAAGAUGUCUUUCGACUAUGAGGCUAUAGAAUUAUUUUUUACCCCCCCUGACCUAAUUUAUUAAUGCUUGG